GAGACGGAUUUAUUACUCUUUCUUUACUUUCUUAUUUAGUUUCGGAUCUCAUCCAGUCCACUUGUUUGUGCAGGGGGCUGAGAAGUUUAUAAGUGGGAUUUUUCUAUAUAAGAGGAAGCAUUGUGAUCCAGAGAUGAAAGGACUGAUAUAUCUUCUGUUUCAAGUUUUGGGGGUUUUCGUGUUUGCUGAUGUUUGGAAGGUAAAAGUAGAGCAUGAAAUGAAGGCUUUGGUCUCAUCUUGUGUUGUGUUGCCCUGUUCAUUCCAAUACCCGGGAACAAGACAGCCCUCUGCUCGUACGAGAGGUAUUUGGCACAAAAAAGACAAAUGGGAUGACUACAUCUAUUCUGAGGAUAAAACAAGAGUCUUAGACAAUUUCAAGGGUCGCACCAGACUGGUUGGUCGACUGGGUGAUUUAAACUGCUCACUGGAGAUCGAUGAAGUCAAAGGCCAUGACAACGGCCCAUUUUGUUUUAGAGUUGAAUUAGAGACAUCAGUAGAAGACAAAUACUCCUUUGUGGACAAUUGUGCAUACAUUAAUAUGAUUGAGCAAGCCUCACAACCGGAGCUGAAUUCUGAUCAGGCUGUACAGGAGGGUCAUCCUGCGAUCUUCAGAUGCUCUGUCAGGCACACCUGCCCCUCCCACCAGCCCACUCUUACCUGGAACCACGAUGGCCAUAACAUGAUGACCUAUAAGGAUAUGGGUCAUGGGAACUGGGAAGUUGAGUCUAUUCUGACCUUCACACCCACAAAAGACGACGAUCACAGUGAUAUCACGUGUACAGUCAGUUAUCAUGGUGUCAAGGAUAAAUUUGCAGCUAUCCGUCCCAUCUUUGUGAAAGUUGGAACGGAGAAGAACAUUUCUUAA
Molecule: messenger RNA, 865 nt
Organism: Paramisgurnus dabryanus
Lineage: Eukaryota; Metazoa; Chordata; Actinopteri; Cypriniformes; Cobitidae
Product: sialic acid-binding Ig-like lectin 14
Source: RefSeq, a predicted model, not a curated record